This is a messenger RNA of Sporothrix brasiliensis 5110, 888 nucleotides long. RefSeq lists its product as uncharacterized. Gene Ontology annotation, molecular function: catalytic activity. The record is from RefSeq and is a predicted model, not a curated record. Bases 1 to 888 code for a protein of 295 amino acids. The transcript is spliced from 2 exons. Lineage: Eukaryota; Fungi; Ascomycota; Sordariomycetes; Ophiostomatales; Ophiostomataceae.
AUGACUGCACCCGACAGCAGCGCUUUUCAGCUGUUCAGCUCCGUUCGUUAUGAUGCCGCGCUCCGGAGCGUCGCUGGCAACGUAGAGUUGAAGCAUGCUGGAUGGAACUACAGCCGGUCGUCUCCAUUCUACAUGCUAGAUUUUCACCGCGACCGCCUGCUCCGCGCAGCGACGCAUUGGGGCUGGGAAGCGGCGGUCGCGGCCGUGUCGGGAGAUGAAGGCCUACAGCGGCUCGGCGAAGUCUUGGAACAGGCCGUUGUGAACGAGAACGGAGGACCCAAUCGGUGCCGUAUCACCCUGAGCCAGGACGGUCAGAUCGGUUGUGAAGUGUCGGGCGCGACAGCAACGCCUCUCGCCGGCCUCUUCCCGCCGGAGCUCCCCGCACCGGGAUUCAUGUCAGACUCAAAUAACACGAGCAGGGACGGCUCAGAAGAUGCAUUGCCGCUUCUGCAGCAGCUUCGUUUAGCCAUGGGCCAGACGCCGUACGAGGUAACCGUGGAUGUUGAUAAGACCUCAUCGUCGCCGUACACGCACUAUAAGACGACACGGCGGCAGAUGUACGACGCAGCCCGCAUGCGCGCUGGAAUCACAGGUCCCGAGCGCAAGGAGGUGCUGCUCGUCAACUCCGACAGUGGCGUAAUUAUGGACGGCAGUAUCAGCACCGUCUACUUUUGGCGCAACGGCCGCUGGGUGACGCCGCCGGUGCCACCAAAGUACGGCAAGGAGAGCGGCAGCGGCGGUCUGGAUGGGACGACUCGGCGAUGGGCUCUAGAACGAAAACUUGCUGUAGAGGAAGAGGUCAAGGCCGAUUCACUGCAGCACGGCGAGGAGUGCUGGUUGAGCAACGGUGUUCGUGGUUAUCUCUUUGGCAAAAUCAACCUUCAGUAG